AUGGCGAGCGACGCGCGCGCGACCGGCGUCGACGUCGACGCGCGACGCGCGAACGUCGACGACGCGACGCGACGCUCGAAGGAUGCGCGCGAGACUUUGCGCGAGGGACGCGCGCGCGACGACGACGACGCGCCGCGCGACGACGACGAUGGCUCGGACGACGGUCGCGUCGUCGCGCACGAGGAUUACUCGUGCGCGACGCCGUUCGAGACGCUGGCGCGGGACGCGGAGACGACGCUGCGGGAGUGGUUGGACGAGGACGCGGCGACGGUUUCGACGCGCGCGAGCGCGGCGGCGGCGUUUCGACGCGAGUUUCGCGAACACGGCUUGCACUGGCGGAAAGAGGCGUACGGGUGCGAGAUGUACGUUGAUGUCGAACGGCUCAGACGCGGACGCGCGUGGGAGACGCUGCGAGGGAAGAGUUUGCUCGAGCUCGCGCGCGACGCCGGACGCGACGGAGCGCGCGCUUCGUCCGAGUACGACGCGAGGAAACGAACGGUGGAUGGGUUCGAUUACGUCACGUUUUUCGAUUGUGCGUGCGUGAUUUUAGUCCGUCCGAUGAGCGCGAGCGGGGCGGGGCAGUUCGUGGACGAGGACGAGGCCCUGACGGUGCGAUCCGCGUUCGCGUUGGCGAUGUCGGCGCUUCGCGUCGGCGGCGCCGUGGCGGUGGCGACCCCGCGAGGUUUUUACGAGCGCGAUUUUUCCGCGGACGUGUGCGCGGGUGAUGAUAACGACGAUGCGGUUUGUGAAACCGACGUCACAAGGUUCACGCGUUUUAGUUCGCGCGAGGAGGUAACGGCGCGAACUUUCGCGGGGUGCGUGAACGCGUUUUACAGAAGCGUUCGCGAGACGCGUCGCUCGAACCCAUCUACGGCAGAUAUCGACGCGGAAACGAAAGCCUUGGAAAGUUCGAUUGUUUCAGCGCGCAUCACGCGCGAGUUCACGCGCGCAAAGGCUACGACAUCGCCGAUGACGUCUGAAAUUGAAGACGAGAGCGACGACGACGAUUUCGGUUUGCGCGUCGACGAGUGGGACGACGAUUGUCCUUGGGCUGCAUGGGUACACGCGGAGGAUCCGUGGCGGACGUUAGAGGUGGACGCGCUCUGGCUCGAUGUGCGCUUAGAUUGCGUCACAUUCUCCGAUCUCGACGUCGAAGACGCGCCGAUUUGGCGUUUGCGGGGCGACCUCACGCAAGCGGCGCGAGAUCGAGGCGAGGAGGACGACGCCGUCAUUUCGAGCGACACGUCAUCGAUGAGCGAGGCGAUAUUCUCGCUCAUCGAGAGCGCGGAGAUCAUUCGUGGAGAAGAUGUCGAAGAUGUGACGGGGGCAUUGGACACGAUGACUUUGGCGAGCGCGGAGUUUUGGGUCGAGCGCGGAUACCAGACGCCUCACAUACCGAACGACGAAACGGCUCGAGGGGUGACGCGUGAUAUCUUUACGUCCUUCGCGACGACGGCGUUGGUGACGCAAGAGUCGUUUCGUGAACCGUACAAAACGGCGCCUGCCAAUUCUAUCCUUGCCCGUUUCGCCCUUCACGCGUGCUGCUCGUUGAAAAAUCCGCGCGCGGUGGCGCAUUCGUGGAACGCUUUCGCUCGCGAGUUGCGACGCGAAUACUGGGAACGGGGACGACUCGUUCCAGGCGUCGUGCGCGAUGAAAUUCUAGGCAUCGAUCACGGCGCAUGCAUAGUUUACCAAAAAUUGCAGAUGCUUAAUCAAUGCAUCGCGCGAAGGAACGCGAAGAGCGACGCCGAGUUGCACGCGUCGACGCGAGCGAGCGACGGCGCGCAGCCGAGAUCCGCCGACUCGCCACGUGGUGACGAGUUCGAUCGUUUGCUCAAAACCACGAGCUCGACGUCGACGAGAAUGCGUCAUCCCGUGGACGAUGAAUUAGAUUUAAACGCGCUGUUGAGUGGCGACGUUGAGCUUUCGAGCGCAGCGCUCGAGAGAGCGAUGAGCGGGAGCGAGAGCGCGACGACGGCGAAGUCGGACGAGUACGCGAGCGCCGAGGAAGAUUUGUCGCCCGAAGACGGCGACGACAGCCGCGCGGAAGGGGUCUCAGAGACACUGAAAAUUCGUUUGUUGAACGCACCGCAUGCGUUCAUUCGCGCGCCGAUCACGCAAGAAGCACCGUGCAUGACGGAGGACGCGUUGGCGGAGCGCGAAGCGGCGCUUCGAGCGUUCGGAGACGACGACGAGGGUCGCGCCGCGCGACAACGCAUUCAAAGCGAUUCGCUCGUGUCCGAUAUGUCCGCGUUCAAAGCCGCGAAUCCACGCGCGGUGUUUGAAGAUUUCGUGCGUUGGCACUCUCCCAAAGAUUGGAUCGUCUCCGGCGCCGGAGAAGAACAAACAGACGAAUCGAGCGGACGCUUGAGCGACAGAAUGCGCCGCGACGGAAACACGUGGCUCGAGCUAUGGACGCGCGCGCCGCGCGUGCCGGCGCAUAAACAGCACCCUCUGUUUGAUCCGAUCGUUGAGGGCGAGAAAGCGAUGCAUUAUCUCGAGACGAUCCCAGCCACCGCGCUCUUCGACGUCGCCGCGCGAUGCGCGUGCGCGGCGACGGCGGCUAUUUUGUCGUCGUGGUGGCUCACGUCGUCGGAGGAAGCAUCAGCGCGAGCACCGGCGGAGACGCACGAAUCGAUCAAAACAGCAAUCGACACGUGCUCGCACUUUUUCGCGCGCACCGAGCCGUUGACGCUGGACGAGUACGAUUUCGUCUUCGCCUCGCUCCAAGUCGCCGAGCGCGCGACGUUUCGCGCGGCGUCCGCGCGCGCCAGGCUUCCCGACGCCCCCCCGGAUCUCAUUUCCCGCCUCCUCACCGCCGCCGACGCGUGCGAAACCAUCCGCGCUCGCGAUAUCCCGGCCUCAUCCCUCCACGUCGUGUACACCGACUGCCAAUCCCCCGCCGAGCGCGCGUACUUGGCGCUUCGCCUCGAGCGUCGUCGUCGCGUCGCCGAGUUCGCCGUCCGCGCCUCGCCACCCCUCCCCGACCACGCCCAUCGCGUCAUCGCGUACGACGACCACACCCGCAUCUGCGUUCGCACCGCCGCGCGUCCGCGCUCGUAG
Molecule: messenger RNA, 3063 nt
Organism: Ostreococcus lucimarinus CCE9901
Lineage: Eukaryota; Viridiplantae; Chlorophyta; Mamiellophyceae; Mamiellales; Bathycoccaceae
Exons: 1
Coding region: 1-3063 (1020 amino acids)
Biological process (GO): positive regulation of GTPase activity
Molecular function (GO): GTPase activator activity
Source: RefSeq, a predicted model, not a curated record